AUGCGUCGGCGUCUUCCACGCUUAUUUUCCUUUCGUGGUUUCUCCUCGCAGGCGAAGGACCGGUGGCAGCUGACGGACGAGCACCGUCCGACUGUGUCUGCUCUCGACAAGUACCGCCAGGUGCUCUCCGCCGACCGUCGCAAGGCGAUACGCCGGUCCGACUUUUUGAAGUUCACCGGCGGCCGUCAGCCUCUGAUUUCAUCGCAUCUGAAAGCCAACCUUCUCGGUAUGUGUCCCUCUGGAAUCUUCGUAUGGUGCAUCUUCGCUUGCUACAUGACCUACCGCAUUAUGCGCCCUGAAGACUAUGCGUGGGUAGACGCCGAACGACAGCGCAUCGAAGCGGCAAAAAUCAAGAUGCAGCGCAUCAUCGAAUUGGAGAAGCGUGGCGAGGCUGCAGGCACCUCAGCUAAAUAA
Babesia bigemina is the source of this 414-nucleotide messenger RNA. RefSeq lists its product as hypothetical. The transcript has 2 exons. The record is from RefSeq and is a predicted model, not a curated record. NCBI's taxonomy places the organism in Eukaryota, Apicomplexa, Aconoidasida, Piroplasmida, Babesiidae. Bases 1 to 414 code for a protein of 137 amino acids.